AUGUCACGAACGUACAUCGGACCGUUUGGUAGAAUUCUACCCAUCCUCGAUGGCAAGGAGCCUGAGCAGCAGCAACUUCCCGUUGACGAAACGCGAACGAACAUGACGACAUACCAGCUGCCUCCACCAGAAAGGCUGCAGUUUGGCAGUGACACUAGUCCUGGUUUUACAGAGCCGAUGCGAUACAAUACUAUAAGCCAGUCGAGAAAACCACCAAGAACAACCAGCCCUGUGUACAGUGAGCAGCCCAAGUCAUCCCCCCAUAAGCAACUGCCACCCGUUCGCCAACUCUUUUUCCCACCAUCCUCGGAUAUUCAACCAUCUCAGUAUCCACCACAGCACGAUGCCAACCUGUCCCAAAGACCCUCGAGUCUGCCUUCCGCUCCCCGAUCAGUCCCCGAUCAACCAGCUCCGGUCCCACAGUAUCACUAUCAAAGCAGCUUUCCUCAGCCCCCAUUGCCUCCGCAAGUUCAAACCUCGAUAGGCACUAAGGUCCUGGGAGACGACCUUGGGUACAGCCCUUCGGGUCGGCAGCCUCCAGCAUCACCAUACAUUUCCCACCAAGGCUCAAACGCAACUUCCUAUCCAACCUCCUAUCCCGCUUACUCCGAACGACCCCCGCAAAUUUCGUACUCUGUUGCACAACAAAACCAUCAUGCUCCACCACCAAAUCCUCCAUUGGAUACUCCUCAGCCUCAACAGGUAAUGCCGAUGAAUCCUCUUGUUCAAUACUAUCAAGAACAUCCCAGCGACUACGACAUGUCAUUAGCCCCUAUAUCGCGUCACGAACAAAGCCCACAAGCCGCGGAGAAUAGCGUCAAACCAAUGGCGCGUGUGGUGGGAGAGACAGACGUACCAGGACAAGGUCCCAGCUGGGUAUACGAGGAUGGUACGACUUGUAAAAAGAUCAUCGAUGGGGAGGAGGUCAAUGCGCAGUGGGGUGUUACGAAGGCCGGCAAGCCACGCAAGCGUCUUGCAAUUGCAUGCACGACUUGCAGAGAGAAGAAGAUAAAGUGCGACCCUGCAGAGCCAAAGUGUGUCCAAUGCGAGAAGUUUGGCAGGGAAUGCAGAUUUACAACAGCAUUUCGCAAUCAACGUACCAGUCCAGAGUCACCUUCUUACCAUUCCCAGGCGCGUACUCCACCAAUAAACAUCAAGAUCGAACCAUCCACUCAGCCAAGUCUGCCGUCAGAACCUGUACCUGCCAGCGCGGAAGAUCAGACAUUGCUCAAACGACGAAACUCAUCACCACAGAUCAGCCAGGUCAAGAUACCUGGAACAGGUGACGCAAAGUACCAUAAUCACAAACCACCCCUCAAAAAGCAACGAUCAAGUCUCUCAGGAGCAUUAUCACCAAAAGCGGAGCGCAAAAUUCUUCCAUUAAAGAAUCGCGUAGAGGAGGCUGGUCCCCAGAAAUCAGAGACGAUACACACAGAGAUUGAAUCGAAAAUUGCCUUCGAUCAGGUCGCUCCACUAUUGUCUGCCAAAGCGGAGUUGAGGAUAGUCGAUGAACUCAAAGCUCGGAGAGAUAGAGUCCUGCGGGCCAUUGAACAGCAAUGUGAGGAUGAUUGCCGGGAAGGAAUGAAGCCAUGCACUAUAAUGCUACGACUCGAAAUCAUGCACGGAGGUUUUUCUAAACCAUGGGUGAAAUGA
This is a messenger RNA of Letharia columbiana, 1653 nucleotides long. RefSeq lists its product as uncharacterized. The transcript is spliced from 2 exons. The coding region runs from base 1 to 1653 and encodes 550 amino acids. Lineage: Eukaryota; Fungi; Ascomycota; Lecanoromycetes; Lecanorales; Parmeliaceae. The record is from RefSeq and is a predicted model, not a curated record. Gene Ontology annotation, cellular component: nucleus. Gene Ontology annotation, molecular function: zinc ion binding; DNA-binding transcription factor activity, RNA polymerase II-specific. Gene Ontology annotation, biological process: regulation of DNA-templated transcription.